AAAAUUUCCGGCAAACGUAAUCACCAUAUCUUCUCUGUGACUGUGACUGUGACUGUGAGUGGUUUUAUUGCUUUCUCUGCAAAUUUGUAAUGUACCAAAAAAUCAAAAGAAAAACGAACUCUGCUUGCAAAGCAAUCCGAUUCCGCUACCUCUCUAUUUCCCUCCCAUUCGUAAUGCCCAAAACCACGACCCUCUCUCGCUUCAAGACACUCCUCUUGAUCAUCUCCAUCUUCUUCAACCUCUACUUGCUCUUCAUCCACGCGCCGCCGACCUUUAUCUCGCGCUACUCGUCCUCUCCCACCACGCGCCGCCACCUCGUCUUCGCCAUCGCGUCCUCCUCGCCCUCCUGGGCCCGCCGUGAGCCCUACAUCCGCCUCUCGCGCUCCCCGCUCUCCCCUCGCACUCGCGCCUUCGCCUUCCUUGACCGGGCCCCGCUCGAUUCCCACGGCUACGGCUCCGGUGCGCAGGUCGUCGUCUCCGGCGACACCUCCCGAUUUCCUUACACUUUCCGGGGGGGGCUCCGGUCCGCGAUCCGCGUGGCGCGCGCGGUCAAGGAGGUCGUCGAUCGCGGCGAGCCCGACGUGAGGUGGUUCAUUUUUGGCGACGACGACACGGUGUUUUUCGUCGAGAACCUGGUGAAGACUUUGUCGAAGUACGAUCACGAUCGGUGGUUUUACGUUGGGAGCAAUUCGGAGAGCUACCAGCAAAAUGUGAAGUACUCGUUCGAAAUGGCUUUUGGCGGUGGAGGGUUCGCCAUUAGCCAUUCGCUGGCUAGGGUUCUAGCAAGGGUUUUUGACUCUUGCCUGAUGAGGUACGGCCACUUGUACGGAAGCGAUGCUAGAGUUUUCUCAUGUGUGGCGGAGCUCGGCGUUGGGUUGACCCAUGAGCCUGGGUUUCAUCAGGUUGAUAUGCGGGGGAAUUUGUUUGGAAUGCUGUCUGCGCAUCCAUUGUCACCAUUGGUGUCCCUUCAUCAUUUGGAUGCUGCAGAUCCAAUCUUCCCAGACAUGAACAAGACUCAAGCUUUGGAACAUCUUUUUGAAGCUGUGAAUGUUGAUCCAGCCAGGAUUUUGCAGCAAACUGUUUGCUAUGACAUUUCGCAUUCAUUGACUGUUUCUGUUGCGUGGGGUUAUGCUAUUCAGGUCUAUGAUGGCAAUGUACUCCUCCCAGAUCUCCUUUCACUGCAGAAAACUUUUACUCCAUGGAGGAGGAGUGGUAGUUUUGAUGCAAGUCAAUUUAUGUUUAAUAUGAGAGAUUAUCCUAAAGGUAAAUGUAAACGACCAGUGGUCUUUUUUCUAGAAAGUGUAAUAGCCAAUAGCCAUGGCAUCUGGAGCACCUACACUAGGCACAGUGUGGAAAACUGCUCGAAAGCAAAUGCACUAAAGAAUUUGGAGCAAAUCAGUGUGUUCUCACAUAAGCUAGAGCUUGAUGUUGAUGAGAUGAAGGCUCCACGUCGUCCCUGCUGCAACAUUUUGCCAUCUUUUAAUGACUCAAUGACUAUCAACAUUAGACGGUGUGGAGAUGAUGAAGUAAUAUCCAUGAAUUUCUAGAGUUUCUCUCUUGGAAUAGUUGCUCCGAGGAUAAUUAGUUUAAUGCAGAAUUCAGAGGACAAGCAAUUUUGGUCAACUUAUCAGCUCAUCAAGGAGGAGGAGAAUAUAGUUGGAGAUGGCCAUUUAUCUUUGGAUCAAGACAUGGAGCAAAAACUAGGAAUCCUGGAAUCAUUUCCUUGAAAAAAAAAAAAUCAAGAGAAAAAUAUAUUGGAUCCUGUUGUUGAAAGGAAGCUACUGUGUGAAGCCAGUUAAGGUUUUGAUGUCUGAUAGGGCCACUCUUGUUAAACUUUCCAGUGGCCAGUUGUCUUGGAAAUUUGAAGAACAGAGAAAAACGAAGAACACCACGCCUAAUCUAGUUACGGGGAGACGACCCAAGCAAAUGUGGAACUGCAAAGGAUUUAACUUUAGCUAGUGAAUCAUAGGCACUACAAACGGUACUAUUCCCCAUGGUUCUUGUUUUUUUGGGUUUUCUGCUCAGGCUUUAUCAUCAGUUUCAAUUGAGAAAGAAAAAGGUGUGUAAUUUUACCUCAAUAUAUAUAAUCAAAGUUAUAAGAG
Prunus mume (Japanese apricot) is the source of this 2102-nucleotide messenger RNA. Its product is annotated as glycosyltransferase (DUF604). The record is from RefSeq and is a predicted model, not a curated record. Lineage: Eukaryota; Viridiplantae; Streptophyta; Magnoliopsida; Rosales; Rosaceae.